Messenger RNA from Uloborus diversus, 1523 nucleotides. RefSeq names its product crossover junction endonuclease MUS81-like (gene mus81). Gene Ontology annotation, cellular component: Holliday junction resolvase complex; nucleus. The coding region runs from base 69 to 1400 and encodes 443 amino acids. Gene Ontology annotation, molecular function: DNA binding; 3'-flap endonuclease activity; crossover junction DNA endonuclease activity. Lineage: Eukaryota; Metazoa; Arthropoda; Arachnida; Araneae; Uloboridae. The record is from RefSeq and is a predicted model, not a curated record. The transcript is spliced from 11 exons. Gene Ontology annotation, biological process: mitotic intra-S DNA damage checkpoint signaling; resolution of meiotic recombination intermediates; DNA catabolic process.
AUUUCAAAUGCGCGUAAAUCGUGAUUAUAAUUAAGUAGUAUUUUUUAUACGUAGGAAAUUGAGUAAAAAUGGAUGCUAGACGUAAGAAAAAGAAAUAUAAGUGUCCAAAUCCAUUAUUUGAGCAAUGGCUUACCGAAUGGAAAGCUGAAGCUGCAGAGAAAGGACUGAAGACACAGUUUACUUAUGCAAAAGCCCUUUCCUCAUUGAGGAAGUACCCAUUGCCAUUAUCAUCUGGGAAAGAAGCAAAGAUUUUAGAAUAUUUUGGAGACAAAAUAUGCUCCAUGCUAGAUGCAAAACUUAAAGAAUGGAAGCAAGGUACACAACCCGCUUCACCUAAAAAAGGUACUCAAGGUAGUUUACAAUCUUCUCAGGAAUCUUCUUCAUCCAGUUCCACUUCUUUACCAGAUGUGCCAAGCAAACCAAAAGCAGCAACUAAAAACUCUGUUGAAGUGAAAGUUAUUAGCAAAGGUAGAGUUUUUCCAGCACCAAAAGCUGUAUGUGAGCGCUCAAGUACAGAAUCAUUGGAUGAUGGAAUUGAUGUAGCAGAUGAUACUUUUUUUCUCCUACCUGGAAGCUUUAGUGUUGUUCUGUGUGUUGACAAUUGUGAAACACUUUCAGGUCAAGGAAGAAAUAGGAAGUUGUUUCUUUCUGAACUUCAGAAAAGUGGUGUGGAGUUUGAAGUAAGAAAGCUUCAUGUUGGAGAUUUUUUAUGGGUAGCGCGAGAGCAUUCAAAUACACAGAGAGAAUUGGUAUUAGAUUUUAUCAUUGAAAGGAAAAGGCUGGAUGAUUUUGCUCACAGUAUCAAGGAUGGACGAUUCAGAGAACAAAAGUUUCGUAUGAGGAAUUCUGGUUUGAAGAAUCCUAUCUAUUUAGUUGAACAUUACAAUGUUAAAUAUUGCGGCCUACCGGAAGCUACAUUGGAGCAAGCUUUAGCAAACACGCAGAUAAUUGACGGCUUCCUAAUUAAGCGUACUCAAGGAGUUAAGGAAUCUGUUUCUUAUUUGUCGCUUAUGACAAAACUCAUUAAGAAUAAAUAUCAGAACCAGACUCUGAGAUCUGCAUCAAAAAACUUAUUAAAAAAGAAAAAUGUGCCAAAUGCCUUCAUAACUUUCACUGAAUUCAACUGUUCAUCCAUGAAAAAUAAGAGCCUUACUGUGAAAGAAAUGUUUGCGAAACAUUUAUUGCAAUUUUUUGGAUUAUCUGUUGAUAGAGCUGCUGCUAUAGUUGAGCAUUUUCCAACGCCUGCACUGUUUUUAGAAGCAUAUAAUAAUUGUGAAACAGAAGAAGAACAAAUUCAACUGGUAUCUUCUAUAAAGUUUGGCUCAUUUAAAAAAAACAUUGGUCCUGCCCUCAGUCGAGCUGUGCACCAAUUUUACACUUCUUCUGGCUCCUUCAGUUGAUAAUUCAUUUCUCGCUGUUGUAUCUUAUAUAUAUUGUACACAUCUCUCAUGUAUCAUAGUGUCAAAAAAUUACUCAUUGAGAAAUGUAUAGAUUCUUUAAUGGAUAUUAAAAUAAACUUUUUU